This is a messenger RNA of Athalia rosae (coleseed sawfly), 1927 nucleotides long. RefSeq names its product mortality factor 4-like protein 1 (gene MRG15). NCBI's taxonomy places the organism in Eukaryota, Metazoa, Arthropoda, Insecta, Hymenoptera, Athaliidae. Gene Ontology annotation, cellular component: nucleus; NuA4 histone acetyltransferase complex. The record is from RefSeq and is a predicted model, not a curated record. The transcript has 7 exons. Gene Ontology annotation, biological process: chromatin organization; regulation of DNA-templated transcription. The coding region runs from base 680 to 1690 and encodes 336 amino acids.
UGGUUUGGAAACGCGUCAUUUCAGGUGGUUCUAAUUGUCGAUGCUAUGGCCCGAAAAUUCGGGUCUUAUCUCAGAAAUAAAUUUUUUACUCAUAGAUGUAACUGAAUAAUGUAAAUUGAAACUUCACAAAAUGAAAUUAUCAUUUAGGUUUGUUGAACGUGAAGCAGAAAGUCACCAAUUGAUUCAUACAACUUUGACUCUUACACAAGGAUUGUUCCAGAAGUCGAUGCUCCCUAUUGUAGUGUCUAUAAGAUUUCUUUUUCAACAUUGAUUAUCUAUGAACGUAAAAUUUCUUAUUGAGUGUGUUUUAGAGUAUUUUUUGAGUUAUCUGCAAAAACUUUUCUGUUAUUUUAGAACUGGAAUCAAUCAUUUAUUAUCUUCAUACUUAAUUAAAUCCAAUACUUUCCCCGUAUCCUAGAAAGUCUACGAGCUGAGAACGUUGACUGAAGAUUAUGAGAGUGAUGAGAGGGUGUAAGACAGUAUUUUCAAAAAAUCCCGCGUGAUGAAUUAUCAGGCACACCGAACAGAGUCAGUUGGGAAUGGUGCGCAAGUGCGCAAUGAAUUCUAGGCGUCUGUCAAUGGAGAGUCCUACGUCCUAACCUUGUUCGAUCACAUUCGUGUGGUAGCAAAGUUGUCAGAUACGCAAAUACGUUCGUGUAUUCGAUAAGUGGUUACCGGAAUGCCGCCGAAAUGUAAAUUCCAAGAAGGUGAGAAGGUUCUUUGCUUUCACGGACCUUUGAUAUACGAAGCUAAAUGUCUGAAGUCCUCGGUUACUAAGGAAAAACAGAUCAAAUACUUGAUUCAUUAUGCAGGUUGGAACAAAAAUUGGGAUGAAUGGGUACCUGAAAGUCGAGUAUUGAAGUACAAUGAGUCAAAUGUACAAAAGCAGCGAGAAGUACAACGUGCUCAUUCUACUCAACAGCCUUCUCACAAGGGCAAGAAAGCUGGUACUACGGCCAAGACACAAGGACGUAGGAGUGAAAGUGGCAGGGAUAAAGACAAUGAAAGUCGAGCAAGUACUCCUGUUGCAAUCCCUGAAAAAACGGGAAAUCGGACAGUGAAAGGUGUUGGUGGUGGUGCCACACCAUCUUCUUCACAUGAUUCUUCAUCUGAUGCGCCUCGCAAAAAGCGGAGUCGCGUUGAUCCUUCUGUGGAAACAGAGGAGCAAUUUUUGACAAAAGUUGAGGUAAAGGUCAAAAUGCCAGAUGAACUGAAGCCGUGGCUUGUUGACGAUUGGGAUGCAAUAAGCCGACAACGCAAAUUGGCAAUUUUACCUGCUAGAAACACAGUAGACCGGAUUCUCGAUGAUUAUGUCAAAUUCAAAACAUCCAGUAAAACUAACAAUCCCAAUAAAGAGAGCGCUGUUCUAGAAGUGACCAAAGGGCUGCGUGAAUACUUUAAUGUGAUGCUAGGUACACAAUUAUUGUACAGAUGGGAGCGACAACAAUAUAGCGAAAUAAUGGCUGAGAACGUCGAUGUUCCUCCCAGUCAAAUAUAUGGAUCCUUUCACUUAUUGCGAUUAUUCGUAAAACUCGGUAGCAUGUUGUCGUACACCCCUCUGGAUGAGAGAAGUAUUCAACUAUUGCUGGCGCAUAUUCAUGACUUUUUGAGGUAUCUUCAAAAAAAUAGCAGCGACCUUUUCAGUCUCCAAGAUUAUGGAGCAGCGCCACCCGAAUAUCACCGUAAAUAAAAUGAUGACACAAUACACAUGAUCGACGGAAAGGAUUCCGGAAAAAUCUGCUGAAAAUGUAGGCGAAAAUCAUCGGUACGAUAAUUUCCCAUUUUUUUGACGACAGCACAUCGCAGCUUAGGGGAGUUCGACAUCCGUGUGUGUGGUGGCAGCAGUUGAGUAUUUAUAGUCAGGUUCAAUUGGCUAUAUAACUUUAAGUUGAAGCCCUCAAUAAACUUAAUUAUUAUUCAGUUUCAA